AUGGAUUCUAGUUCCAGCGGGCAAAAUGAUCCAACAAAUACAACUGAUUCCACUCAAAGUGAACAAGAAACUGCAACAAGUUCAAAAUCAAAAGUGAAAAGAAAGCCAGUCAUGCCAAGGUCUACAGUUUGGGAUCACUUCACCAAGUUUAAAACUGAUAAUGGUGACACCAAAGGCAAGUGUAAUUAUUGUAAUAAAGAAUUUUGUUGUGAUCCUAAGAGAAAUGGAACCACUGCACUUAGGAAUCAUAUGAAUACUUGCAAAAAGCAUCCACAUGCCAUUGAGACUAGGCAAGCACUAUUGGAUUUGCAACCAAAUUCAAACAAUGUAGAGGGUGAAGUAGGCACACUUACUACUUGGAAAUAUGAUGAAAAUGCAAUUAGGGAGGCUCUUGUUUCCAUGAUUAUCAUUGAUGAGUUGACAUUUAAAUUUGUAGAAGGUGAGGGAUUUCGAAAAUUUAUGAGAGCUAUAUGUCCCAAGUUUAAGAUUCCCUCUCGUUGGACUAUUUCACGAGAUUGUUAUUUAGUGUAUGUUGAGGAGAGGUCAAAAUUGAAGUCUUAUUUGAAGAGAAAUUGUCAAAAGUUACAUAAGAAAAUCAUUAAUUUUUGUCCUAUUACAAGUCAUAAAGGUGAUGCAAUUGGUAGAGCUAUUGAAACUUGUUUGCUAGAGUGGGGGCUAGAUAAGAUAUUCACCAUUACAGUUGACAAUGCUAGUUCAAAUGAUAUAGCCAUUUCUUAUUUGAAAAAAAAGCUUGCAAAUUGGGGUGUCACUGUUUCUAAUUCUGAUUACCUUCAUAUGAGGUGUAUGGCACACAUAGUUAAUUUGGUUGUCAUGGAUGGCUUAAAAGAUGUUGGUGAGUCAGUGCUGAAAGUAAGGAAUGCAGUGAGAUACAUUAGGAGUUCUCCAGCUAGGUUGAAAAAGUUUAAGGAGUGUGUUGAAUAUGAAAAAAUUGAUGGCAAGUCUUCUUUGUGUUUAGAUGUGCCAACUAGGUGGAAUUCAACUUACUUGAUGUUGAAUAUAGCUCAAAAAUAUGAAAGGGCGUUCGAGAGGUAUGAGUCACAAGAACCUAUGUUUAGGCUUGAAUUGGGAGAGAAUGGAGUGCCUGAUUUUCAUGAUUGGUCUGAAUGUAGGAAAAUGGCUGAAAUGUUAUCUCAUUUUUAUGAGCUUACUUUGCGUAUUUCUGGUUCUCGGUAUAUCACAUCUAACAUGUUUUUUGGUGAGAUAAGUGACUUGGCUUUUAUUUUAAAUCAAUGGGUGGAUAGUACUAAUGUUGAGGUGAAAAAUAUGGGGGACAGAAUGAAGAAAAAAUUUGACAAGUACUGGGGGGAUAUAGAUAAAAUGAAUAAAUUGAUUUAUUUUGCUACUGUUCUUGACCCUCGUGAUAAGUUUGAAUAUAUGGAGUUUCAAUUUUGCCAAAUGCAUGGUGAAGAAAAGGGUGAGCAGUUGUUCCAGAAGGUGAAGUCAUCUUUGAUUGACUUAUUUAAUGAGUAUAAGAAAAAAUAUCAAACUGAUUGUGAGCAAAUAAGUGAUAACACUAGCUCACAGCUCUCAAGUGGUAGUGGUAGUAUAAUAAGUCUAAAGCCCAAAUUGUACUUGAAGCAUCACUACAAGAAGCAAAAGUUAGAAAAAAAUGGAGGUUUAGAUUCAAAAACAGAGUUGGAAGUGUAUCUCAAUGAGGCAAUUCAAGAGGACAAGGAAGAUUUUGAUAUCUUAAAAUGGUGGAAAAUCAAUUCUGAGAGAUUUCCCAUCCUUGGAAAAAUGGCAAGAGAUAUAUUGGCAGUCCAGUUUCAAUCGUUGCAUCAGAGAAUGCUUUUAGUAAUCGUGGGAGAGUACUAG
This is a messenger RNA of Hevea brasiliensis (rubber tree), 1836 nucleotides long. Its product is annotated as zinc finger BED domain-containing protein RICESLEEPER 3-like. The record is from RefSeq and is a predicted model, not a curated record. The coding region runs from base 1 to 1836 and encodes 611 amino acids. Gene Ontology annotation, molecular function: DNA binding; protein dimerization activity. NCBI's taxonomy places the organism in Eukaryota, Viridiplantae, Streptophyta, Magnoliopsida, Malpighiales, Euphorbiaceae. The transcript has 2 exons.